Molecule: messenger RNA, 4318 nt
Organism: Anoplopoma fimbria (sablefish)
Lineage: Eukaryota; Metazoa; Chordata; Actinopteri; Perciformes; Anoplopomatidae
Product: zinc finger protein ZFAT-like
Exons: 24
Coding region: 142-3819 (1225 amino acids)
Biological process (GO): regulation of transcription by RNA polymerase II
Cellular component (GO): nucleus; chromosome
Molecular function (GO): RNA polymerase II transcription regulatory region sequence-specific DNA binding; chromatin insulator sequence binding; DNA-binding transcription factor activity, RNA polymerase II-specific
Source: RefSeq, a predicted model, not a curated record
AUGUGGCAGAUUCGACAGAAAUUUCAAUGUGCGUAAUAUAAAAUUAAGCUCUAAAAUCCGAAUUCAGUUAUUAAAUGUAGCCGUAUGAUGUAUCAAAUACAAUGAUAUAUUAGUUUUGCUUUGCUGUUUGGACGCCGGAGAAUGGAUGGUCAAAAAGCAGGUUCCAUGUUUAUGUGUCGGCUCUGCAACCUCUUCUCUCCCAGUCGCGUCCAGCUGCUGGCCCAUUGCUCCCAGCAGCACACCAAGCAGGAUUCUCCUGAUGACAUCAUCAUUGCUCUGCAGCCUCUUGUAGGAGAGCCUGGGGAGACGUUGGCAGAGAGCCCAGCGAAGCGAAAACGAGGACGACCGAAAGGCUCGACAAAGAAGACGCGCACAGAUUUGACAGAGGGCAAGGCCGACUCUACCCAGUCUAAUGUUCAAAGAGAAGAAGAAAGGAAUAAGGAGGGAGACAAAGGCCAAAGCCAUGAUGGGAUAUUGGGCCUUGAAUGUCGAGACUGCCAUCGCUCGUUCAGCAACAGACGACAGAUCCGCAAACACAUCUGCCUCAGAGAAGAAGAGGAGGAGGAGGAGGAGGAAGAAGAGGAGAAGGGAAGCAUUUCUGAUGUAGCAGCAAUAGAGGGUUCUGGGAGUGUGGAUCCUGGGGGAGCAGAUCCAAACCAAACCAAACAAAACCGAGCAAGACCAGGACCCGUGAGAGAAAAAGAUGUGGGCAGCGUCAGACACCCAAGGACCAAUCGAAGCCGCACCUCCAAAGAAGGAGGCCUAACAACGGGAAACAAAAAGUCGGUCAUCAGUGUUGUUUUGACUGAAGAUGAAACACUUCCAGGUGUUUCUAAAAUGGUUCCAGUAGAGGAAAAUUCAGCAGAGACAGAGUCUUCGGCCAUCCAACCUCAGCAGUCUGCAGUCUUCCAGAGUCAGGCACAAGACCUUGCAAGUGAAGCCACUGCCUGCGAGGGUAACCCUGAAACAGAUCAGGAGCCAAGCAGUGUGAUCCCUUUGUCCUCAACAACAACAACAACAACAGCAUCCAGCAGAGGCUUCCAGGAAUAUUCUAUCAAGCAAGAUGCUACAAAUUUACUUCAGAGCCAGUUGAAGAUCUUUUCCUGUGAGUUCUGUAACAAGAUCUUUAAAUUCAGACACUCACUGAUGGCCCACCUCAGGACACACACCAAGGAGAAACCUUUCCAGUGUCCACACUGUGACUACGCGUCAGCCAUCAAAGCCAACCUGAAUGUUCACCUGAGGAAGCACACAGGAGAGAAGUUCAGCUGUCAGCACUGUCCUUUCAACUGCCUCAGCCCAGGACACCUCAAGGUCCACAUAGAGCGAGUCCAUAUGAAGGUGAAGCAGCACUGCAGCUUCUGUGAGAAAAAAUACUCGGAUGUGAAGAACUUGCUGAAACACAUUGAGAAGCGACAUAAUAUGAAAGACCCUGCUAUCAACCAGAGCUACCAACAACUUAGGUUGAAGACUCGUCAGGGCUUCAGACAGCUCCUCUACCACUGUCCCACCUGUAAUCGGCGCUUUAAGAACCAGCUGGAGCGGGAGCGCCACCUGUUGGUCCACGGCCCCCAGCGUCCCUUCGCCUGCCUCAUCUGUGAUCAUGCUGCGACCAAGAUGGCUAGACUCGCUGCUCAUGUCAGGAAGCACCUCUUCCUGUACAUGUGCUGUGUGUGUGACGGGAAGUUUGUCAGCUCUCAGAGACUAAGGAGUCAUUUGAAAGAGUCUCACCAGGAGCUCGACCAGGAGCAGGCCUUCACAGACUGUAUCAACAACAGCUACUAUCUGAUACAGCCUGGAAGAGGCAUGUGGGGGGAUGAGGAGAGGGAAGAUACAGAGAAAGAGAUGAAGGGAGAGCUAAGGAUAGAGCAGGAGGGUGAAGAUGAGAGGAUGAGGGAAGAAGGUAGAAGAAAUGGUGUCGGAGGGGAGGAGUGCCAAGAUGGGGAAGUGGAGCAUCUGAAAGUAGCAGCAAGCGAAGCUAGGGAGCCAGAGGAAGAUCAAGGUAAAUCUCAGGGUGAAAGAGCAGAAGAUGUGCAGGGGAAAGAAGGAGAAUUAGAAAACGGAGGUGAACAUCAAGGUUCCCAAGAUCGGCUCCAUCAAGCUAUUUCUACAGAAACCACAACCCCCUCUGACAGACAGGAUGAAGUAACAGCUGGGGCGAACUCACAGGACAACACGGCUGACACAUGCACCCCUGCAGCUGUAGAUGAUACACAAACUUUUUCAUCACCAGAGAGCGGUCACACACCUCUGUUGGAGAAUAGGACUCAAGAAAACACACAACCAGCUGAUGAGAACACACAAACACCUUUGUCGUCAGCACCUUCAGAGGAAAAUUCUCAAACUCCACAUUCAGAGAGUGUGUCUGAGGUUGUCAAUCAGAGUGCGUUCCAGCAGGUGAUCUCAUCACUACAGAAAACUCUGCUCAAUAUGGAGUCUUUCCAACGGCUUAGGAAAAUUUACGGAGACCUGGAAUGUCAAUACUGUGGUAAACUGUUCUGGUACAAAGUCCACUAUAACAUCCAUGUACGCACACACACUAAGGAGCACUCACAUUACUGUUCAAAGUGUAGCUACUCGUCCAUCACCAAGAGCUCUUUGAAGCGGCACCAGAUCCAGAAGCACAGCGGAUUGCUGCUGCCUUGUUUGAAUCCUGGUUGUAAAUACACGACACCUGACAAAUACAAACUUCAGGCCCAUCUGAAGACACACCAGGAACAGGGGAAGAGUGUGACUUGUCCUUUCUGCCAGCAAGACUAUCCAGAGCACAGACUAAAACACCACAUCAAAACAUCCCACCCAGACACACUACCUUCGCGGGGUAAAGGACUGAUGGUUCAACGUGCAGAGAAGUGCCCCUACUGCGACUCCUACUUCCUAAAGAACAGCAGUGACUUUCAGCGGCACAUCUGGGCCCAUCAAGGUUUGAAACCAUACGUCUGCAGUGUGUGUGACUAUGCAGGCCGUAGUCGGAGUAACCUGAAGACUCACAUGAACCGACACAACACAGAGAGACGUCACCUCUGUGAUCUGUGCGGGAAAAAGUUCAAAUCUAAAGUCACACUCAAAAGCCACAGACUAAGCCACUCUGAUGAAGGGAAGCGGUUUCAAUGUUCAGAGUGUGACUUCACCUCAGUCUCAAAACCAUCCUUGCUCAGACACAUGGAGCAACACGCUGAGUUUAAGCCAUUUCGCUGCGCGCACUGCCACUACUCCUGUAACAUCGCUGGUCCCCUGAAACGACACUACAACAUGAAACACCCAGAUCAGAAAUAUCAGAAUGCCGGACCUGGAGUGCCUAACCCUGAUGCUCUGAAACAGCAAGGUGGUAUGAAGUGUCCUGAAUGUGAAUUUGUGUAUGGCACCAAGUGGGAGCUGAACCGCCACCUGAAGAGCAAGCACAGCAUGAAAGUGGUGGAAGGCACCUGGGAGGUGGGUGAGACAGUAGAGGCCCAGUUCGUGCCUGUGGAGGAUGAAGAGCAGCUGACAGAAGUAUCUGUAGCAUCGCUGCAGGACAACGUUGAUAUUCAGCACAUCACUGAAUUCAGUUCAGAGACUCACGACGCCGUCACCUCCAUGGUUGCCAUGGCUCCAGGCACUGUUACCGUUGUACAACAGUUGCAGGUGGCUGGCGAGCAGGAAGUUGGUGAGUGCACAAACCAGCUGAUGGUGGUGAAUGCGGACGGGGAUCUAACUGGUAACCAGGUGAUGGUUGUGGAGGACGCACACGGCCUGGAGGCUCUGACGGUCCUCACUCAGGGAGAAAACACUCACCACUAUAUCGUCUACGUCCAGGAACACACUGUAGAAAUCAACUAGUGCUGAUUUAUCAUUGUUGAUGGGAUCAGUUUCAAUAGAUCUGUUUACAAAAGUGAAGUAACGUAAAAUGUACCAAUGGGCAAUGCAUUCAGGAUUAAAUUAAUGUUUCCAAGACAUCAUUAAGAAUUUCCCUAAUCAGAUUUAUUUUUCAGUCACUUCAUAAUUAUGAAAACCAUAAGUGCAAUAAUUGUUAGUGUGAUUAUGUGACAUAUUUUGUACUUACAAAGUUUAUUUGAAUAAACCCUUGUCCUGAACUGCGUGGAGUUAAUUUUCUAAAAAAAUAAAAUCUCCAAGUUCAGUUCAGUGUUUGCCCAAUUUUUUUAUUAGCAGAAUUUAUUAAAACUUUGGUACAAUUUUCAUAUUAUGACACACAUUUGACAAUUUAUGUUUUAUUUUUCUAGUAGAAAAACAGAAACAUUUUGAAUAAAAUAAAGAGGAUGUGUUUCUCUGCCAUACUUUAUUAAUGAUUUAAUGAGAUGAGUUGUUUGGUUUGUUGUGU